AACAUAGAAAAACAGUAUUGUAGCCAUUUGAUAUCACGUGACCAACCCCAGCCCCGAACCCAACUGGCGACGCGCGAAAAGUUUUUGUCUGCAAACUUGUCGAUAUCAAAUUCAACAAUUGUUCGUUCGUUGAAUAGGAGCAGAAUCAAGAGCAAGAAGAAAAAAUGUCGACAGAGAACAAGUUUGAUCUGAUUCCGCGGAUUCUCCCGUACCUGGACCGUCUGCUGAUUUUCGCUCUGCUCGAGCACAUCUCCGAGCAGAAGCUGUACAGCGAGGAUGUGCUCCUGCAGGCCAAGUUCGAUCUGAUGAAGGACACAAAUAUGACCGAUUAUGUUGUUAGUCUUAACAAGCAGAUCAACGGUGAGAAUGCUGAGGUUCCUGAGUACGCGGAGCGACGGGAGAAGGUGCUGGAGAAGCUCGCUGAGUUUGAGAAGGAGUCUGCUCCCGUUAUGGAGGUGCUGAAGAACCCUGAAGUUGUUGCGGCCAUGAGACCAGACCGGGCGCAGAACAUCGCUUUCUUGAAGGAGAACUACAAUAUUACACCCGAGAUGCUUGAGGUCCUCUACCACUACGGUCAAUUCCAGUACAACUGCGGCAAGUACGCUGAGGCCGCCGUCCUGCUAUUCCACUACCGGUCUCUUUCCGGAAACGCCGAUCUCGUCAUGUCAGCCACCUGGGGAAAGCUCGCCUGCGAGAUCAUGACUCUGCAGUGGGACAACGCGGCCGAGGAGCUUCUCAAGCUGCGCGAGCAGAUUGACGCAAAGGCUUUCACAGACCCGCUCGUUCAACUUAAUCACCGCGCGUGGCUUUUGCACUGGGCCCUUUUCUUCUUUUUCAAUGCCGAUGCCGGUCGUGAGAAGCUUACCGAGCUCUUCCUUGCGCCAGCUUACAUCAAUGCCAUCCAGACCGCGACCCCUUGGAUCCUGCGCUACGUGACCGUCGCUGUUCUGGCCUCGCGUGCUGCGCGCAAGACUGCCGGUGGAGCGAGCCGGGCAGCUUCGUAUGCUACCUACCAGAAGCAGAUCCGUGAGCUUGUUCGUGUGAUUAGACAAGAGCGAUACGAGUAUUCCGAUCCCGUCACUGAGUUUGUGUACGCGCUUUACGUUGACUUUGACUUUGAGGAGGCGCAGACCAAGCUCGCUGAGUCGGCUGCCGUCGUCCGCGCUGAUCCGUUCCUCGUUGGUUCCGCCGAUGUCUUCCUCGAGAGUGCGCGCCACCUCGUCUCUGAGCUGUACUGCCAGAUCCACCAGCGCAUCGACAUCAAGGAUCUGAGCGCGCGUCUGAACCUGUCGGACGAGGAGGGUGAGAAGUGGAUCGUCAACUUGAUCCGCGACACGCGUGUUGACGCAAAGAUCGAUUUCGCAGAAGGAACCGUGCUUAUGAACCACCCGCCGCAGAGCGUGUACCAGCAGGUGAUUGAGCGGACGAAGGGACUGAGCUUCCGAACAAGCCAGGUGCUUGCACAGAUGUUGACCGCGCGGAGUGCGACGAACGCUGCUGCUGUUGUUGGCGAGGCUGAGGCAUAAAAACUGUUCUUGUUUUUUUCUUCACGUUGUUUCUCUAUCAUGUUGAAUGUAAUUUAGCGCGCGAGUGUUCUUUUCUUUGUUUGUAAAUGGGACAUCUAUCUUUUUUUUCUUGUUUAUCAUCACACAGCAGUCAUUCAAGUCAUAUCUGCAGCCAAAAGCUACUCCUACGAAAUAAACAAAUUCUCUACUAUAGGAAGGAAGUGUGAAAAGACGGUUAACUAUUGAAGUCGUUUCUGAAAAUGCUUACAUCUUAUUAAAUCAUUAGUCAUCCAUUGUGACUCUCUGCUUACUCCGAGUGGCUAUUGC
This is a messenger RNA of Myxozyma melibiosi, 1832 nucleotides long. RefSeq names its product putative eukaryotic translation initiation factor 3 subunit EifCe. Lineage: Eukaryota; Fungi; Ascomycota; Lipomycetes; Lipomycetales; Lipomycetaceae. Gene Ontology annotation, biological process: translational initiation. The record is from RefSeq and is a predicted model, not a curated record. Bases 165 to 1526 code for a protein of 453 amino acids. The transcript is spliced from 2 exons. Gene Ontology annotation, cellular component: eukaryotic translation initiation factor 3 complex; nucleus; cytoplasm. Gene Ontology annotation, molecular function: translation initiation factor activity.